AUGUCCUUUCUAUUUCCACCUCUUCCACGGUCACCCUCUUCUUCUCCUUAUUCUUCUUAUUUUCUUUCUUUCUUUCUUUCUUUCUUUCUUUCUUUCUUUCUUUCUUUCUUUCUUAUCUUAUUCACCCAUCUCUGUCUGUCUUUCUUUAUUUCUUUUCUUUCUUUAUUUCUUUUCUUUCUUUCUUUCUUUCUUUCUUUCUUUCUUUCUUUCUUUCUUAUCUUAUUCACCCACCUCUGUCUGUCUUUCUUUACUUCUUUUCUUUCUUUCUUUCUUUCUUUUCUUUUCUUUUCUUUUCUUUUUUUUUAUUCGUUACAUUUGACUUUCUUUUUUUUUUUCUUUCUUUCUUUUUCUUUCUUUCUUUCUUUCAUUUCUUUCUUAUCUUAUCUUAUCAAACGCGCCUCUGUUUUCUUUCUUUUUUCUUUCUUUCUUUCUUUCUUUCUUAUUUUCUUUCUUUCUUAUCUUAUUUUUAUUCGCCUCUGUCUGUUUUUUUAUUUCUUUUUUCUUUCUUUCUUGAUUUCUUUCUUUUUUUCUUUUUUCUUUUUUUUUCUUUUCUUUCUUUUCUUUUCAAUUUCCGAAGAAUUUUUCUUUUUUCUUUUUUUUUUUUUUUUUUUUCUUUCUAUUUUUUUUUCUUUCUUUCUUUCUUUUCUUAUCUUAUUUUUUAUUCAAACCUCUGUCUGUCUUUUUUUUUCUUUCUUUCUUAAAAAAAUUUUUUCUUUUCUUUCUUUUUUUUUCUUUUUUUUUUUUUUAUUCGCCCUCUUCUUUCUUUUUUUUUUUCUUUUUUUUUUUUUUCUUUCUUUCUUUUCUUUCUUUCAUUCAUUCUCGAUUCUUUUUUCUUUUCUUCCUUUUUCCUCUCUUUCUUUUCAAUUUCCUUCUUAUUUAUUUUUGAUCUUUUCUCUAACUUUGUGUCUUUUUUUUUCUUUCUCGUUCAGUCAUUUUCUUUGUUGCCUUUCUUUAUUUCUUUCUCAUUUAAUCUUUUUUCUCUUAUUAUUUCACUCACAUUUUGUAUUUCUUCUUUCCUGCCUGUUUUUCCUCAUUGUAAUGACUUUUUUUCCUCCUUUCUUUCUUUUUUCUUCCUUUCUUUCUUCUUACUUCUUUCUUCCUUUCUUUCUUUCUUUCUUAUUUAGUGUUUCUUUUUCUUUUGUCAUUCAUUUCCAUUUAGUGUCUUUUCUUUUCAUUACAUUCUUUCUUUCCCUUAUUUUUAUUCCAUUUCGUGUUUUUCAUUCACCGUUGACUGUUUUAUUUCUUUCUUUAAAUUAUUCUCAAUAUUCGCCUUUUUUUCUUUCCAUCUUUCUUUCUUUCUUUCUUUCUUUCUUUCUGAUAUAUUACUUCUUUUUCUUUUUAUUUUUAGUUUUCUUCUUCUCCUUCUUUUUCUUCUUCUUCUUCUUCUUCUUCUUCUUAUUAUUAUUAUUAUUAUUAUUAUUAUUAUUAUUAUUAUUACUAUUAUUUCCCAUCGUUUCCAUUCUUUCUUUCUUUCUUUCUUUCUUUUCUGUCACACCCAUUUGCUGUUAUCUUCUUUUGUCACUUCUUUGUCACUCUUUCUCUUUCUCCCUCCCCUCUUUGUUUCCUUCUUCUUCCUCUUCCACUUUCUCCUGUCUCUCUCUCUCUCCCACCCUCUCUCUUUUCACCUUCCACUGUCACUGCUUUUGUCUUCGCCGUGGACGGGAAGUCAGUAUUCCCAUGCAUUUUUUUCGUUAUAUCUCACCCUGUCUGGAAAAAAGUUUUGUUUUCUCUCUCAAUCAUAUUAAUCUAUCUAUCUAUCUAUCUAUCUAUCUUAUCUAUUCUAUAUCUAUCUAUUAUAAAUAA
Molecule: messenger RNA, 1803 nt
Organism: Acanthosepion pharaonis
Lineage: Eukaryota; Metazoa; Mollusca; Cephalopoda; Sepiida; Sepiidae
Source: the annotation of a GenBank genome assembly